AUUUUUACCUAAAUUAAUCGCAAUAUUAGGAAACCAAAACAAAGUCAAAAACCUAUUGCCAAACCCCUGCCGGCUCCUACCAUUUACUAUUUAGUGAUCAUCAAUCCAAUUAAGUGAUCAUCUUCUUUCGUGAUUGUUGUGAUUUUCUCUUCUAUUUUCUUCCAAUUCCAUUUUCUUUCAUCUACAUAGAUAAAGCGGCAUGAAGAGGGUGUUUGAAGUACCAAAGCCGGUUUCUGGAAAGGUUAUGAGUAGCGAGAAACCAAAGAUAAAAGUUCUUGCUAAGAAGCCCUUGAACAAAGAAUAUGAUGAGUUCUCACCAGCACUCAAAAAUAAUCUACCUGCAACUGAUGACAGGAAUAACUCUCUUAUUAAUGAAAGGAAAUUUAAGUCUACUCCUGUUACUAAGCAAGUAAUUAGUGGCUUUGGGAAGUCAUCAGCGACUCAGAAUCAGAUGAAAGGUGAUUUUGGCAAGAUAAAACAUAAUUGCAUUGCUGGUUGUAAGCGUAAAUCUGAGCAAGUUCUAGUAUCUCAUGAAAUAAAGAGGUUGAAGAUGGAUUGCUUAGCUACAGCACGUUGUCAGGAAAUUCUUACAAAACUUAUCAAACAUGAUCAGAGUGCUUUAUUCCUUGCACCUGUAGAACCUGAUAAAUGGGGCAUUAAAGAUUAUUUUGAUAUCAUAAAAAAGCCUAUGGAUCUUGGAACCAUCAACAAGAAAUUGCGACAGAAAUCAUUCGGUGGCGUUGAGGAAUUUGAAGCUGAUGUGAGGCUCACAUUUUCAAAUGCAAUGAAAUACAAUCCUCCGGGGAAUUGGGUGCAUGAAUAUGCCAAACAAUUCAACAAAUUUUUUGAUAGGCUUUGGAUGCCUGUUAAGAUGAAAAUGUCCAGGGAGCACAAAGAUGUAGAAGAAAGGGAUCCUGGCUGCAGUCAAGAUAGUAAUCAAGGAAAGAGUGUUUAUGAUGUGAAAAACACAUGGUUUAAGUCUCAUGUUGGUCAGUUGUCUGAAGAAACUAUGCCAGGAAAAGAGAAGGUUUCCAAAGACUCAAAUGUAUCUGCUGAACGACAGAAACUCAGAGAUCAUAAAGUCGUAGAGCACAAAGAUAUAAAAGAAACAGAUCCUGGUUACCGUCAAGAUAGCUAUCGAAAUAAGAAUCUUGGCGAUGUGAGAAAAACAUGGUUUUCGUUUCAUGAUGAUCAGCUUUCUGAAGAAACUAUGCCAGUUGAAGAGAAAGCUUCCAAAGCCUUGAAGGUGUCUGCUGAAGGACAGAAACUCAGCGAUCGUAACGACGUAGAGCACAAAGGUGUAAAAGAAAGGGAUUCUGGCUGCAGUCAUGAUUACCAUCAAACUAAGAAUGUGUACUCUGUGGUAGACAAAUAUUCUUCAUCUCAUGAUCGUCACAUGUCCAAAUCAGCUAUGACAGGAAAAGAGAAAGGUUCCAAAAACUUGAAGAUGUCAGCUGAAAAGCAGAAACACAGCGAUCAUAAAGACGUAAACAAUGGCAAGCCCGAUGACUCUUCGAGUUCUGUGGAUAAAGAGCGUACCUUUUCUGGUUCUGCUGCUACAACUGCCAACCGUCUGGAAACUCUAAGAGAGGCGGAACUCCCUUCAUCGGAGGACUUGCGUAUUGCACGAUUGAAAAAUCGCUUUGCAAAAAUUAUACUUAAGGCUCAAAAUAACACAUUGUUGGAACAGGUUGGUGAAAAUAAUGGAGCUAAAGCUGAUGCCGCAAACUGGCAUCAACGGAAAACAAUACUGGAGAAGAGCCAACACGAAGGGAAAUCUAGAACUGAUGCACAAAUCAGAGCUGCACAAUUAAAAGCGGAUUCUGAACUCAAAAGGCAAAGACAACUAGCAAGGGAAGCAGAUCGAAUAGCUAUUGGGAAGAUGGAACAAUCAGUUGAGUUUGAAGAUAACUUGCAGGUUCUUAAAGAUCUUGAGGCGUUGGUAGGGGGCUCUUUGGUUGUUAUGCGUCAUGACCGUAGGUCCCUUGCUACGAUGUGGAGUGGAAAGGAGGUUGUGAAACUGAGAAGCCCGUUAGAGCGGUUGGGUUUGUUUAUCAAGGAAGAGUAUAUUAUGCAUGAUUACGAUGAAGAAUUGGAAGAAGGUGAAGUUUCUCAUUGAAUAUGAAUCUGGGAUAAGUGUAAUAUGAUUAUGAUGAUUUGAGGAUUUAGUAUUUAGGUGUAAAUGAGUUUUUAGUUUUUUACUGCUCGAAAAACGAAAAGGGGAAUACAAAUCUGAAGAUAAUACAUGGAGUGGAGGGUAAUAAUAUUGAUGUUAAGCUGUAUUUGCUUCUAGCUUAUACCAUUGAGAAGCAGCAGCUUGUAAAUACUGCAUUUUGUUACCAUGAUUAUACUUAUUGGUAAGAAACUAAGAAUUAUGCAUUGAUUUUUUUUUUUUUUUUAUGAUUUUGAUGUAAGGAUAAAUAUCGUUGCGGGAAUUAAUUAUCAGUAGUGAGAAUCAUAAGGAUAAAAGAGAAAAAGUAAUAGUAGUUAUUUUCUUUUGUAAUAGAUAUAUAUAUGCAUCACUUUUUUAAUAUACAAGACAAGAUAUUGUCUUUACGUAAGAUUAUUUUUAAAAAAUUAUAUUAUAAUAUGAGCUAUUCU
Messenger RNA from Amaranthus tricolor (Joseph's coat), 2601 nucleotides. RefSeq names its product transcription factor GTE9-like. Bases 200 to 2119 code for a protein of 639 amino acids. The transcript has 7 exons. Gene Ontology annotation, molecular function: protein binding. NCBI's taxonomy places the organism in Eukaryota, Viridiplantae, Streptophyta, Magnoliopsida, Caryophyllales, Amaranthaceae. The record is from RefSeq and is a predicted model, not a curated record.